CCCAGCUGUAGCCCCAGGCCCUGUCCCUGCCCCUGCCACAGCUCCCCUAGCAGCCCCAGCUCCAGCUGCGGCCCUAGCGCCAGCCCCAGCCUUAGCUACAGCCCCAGCAGCAGCCCCAGCUCCCGCUGCAGCCCCUACCCCAGCCCCGGCCCUAGCUGUGGCCCCAGCUGCAGCCCCAGCCCGCACACCCCAUGGUGAAUCAACUCCUGCAUGUCAGGAGCCCAGUGUGGUUCUCUGCAAGGGCCAGCAGGAGGGGCAGAUCUCAACUAGCUGGGGAAACCUUAUUUCAAUGGUUCUUAGGAGUCACCCCUUCCCAAGGCAAGAGAGGCCCCAGGGGACAGCCCCAAGUGCAGCUCAGGAGAGCCCCAGAGAGCCCAGCGCUUCCACGCCCUCUGAGAACACUCAGUCUAGUUCUCCCCCUGAAGGGGCCACCCCCAGCCUCGUGGUCAGGGACGGCUCCUCAGGGGCAGACACAGGGGGCCUGGCUAAGGCGCCCACCCCAGGGCCCCAUGCAGGCCCAAGAGGAGAUGGAACGGAGGAGAAACGUCUGGACUUGCUGCUGCCCGAAGCUGCCGUGCCCAGGGCCCCUUCACAGCAGCCUGAGUCCACGAAGCCUGGCCCUGCACCCUCCCCCGCUGCCAGGCGGGACCCGCAGCCUGUACCCAGGCCUCGGAAACGCAGCAUGUGCGAAAUAGCGGAGAGUUCUGAGCGGAAGCUCAGCCAAGCUGCCCCGGGACAGGUGUCCGGGGAGAGGCUCAGCGCUGCGGGCAGCAGGGAUGUCCUCACAGAGAAGCAGAAGGAGGACCGCAGGCUCAUGGCGUUUCUGCAGAGGCGAGGGGCCUGGGGGGUGGCGGAGGGGCCCCCGAGGCCCGGCCCCCUGGCUGGGGAGCCAGCCCUGGCCUCGGCAGCAGCUAUGCGGCGGCGGCUGGACCUGGGCAGCUGCCUGGACGUGCUGGCCUUCGCCCAGCAGCACGGGGAGCCCGGCCUGGCCCGGGACACCUACGCCCUGAUGAGCGACAAUCUGCUGCAUGUGCUCAGGGACCCGAACCUCUACCGGCAGCUGAGCGCAGCCGACCGCGAGCGCAUCUUGAGCAUGCGCACUGGCCGGGGCCAGGCGGUGCUGGGCGUCCUCGUGCUGCCCAGCCUCUACCAGGUCAGCCGCGCAGGGCUCACCAGGGGCCUUCGCGGGGAGGACGCCCCCGCCGCGGGGCCUGCGCCCCAGCCUCUUCCAUCGCACCUGCACGUGUUCCACCCCCGAGAGAAGGCGUGGCGGCCGCUGACGCGGGUGCCGGAGGAGGCCCCACUGCGGGGCUGCGGCCUCUGCACCAUGCACAACUAUCUGUUCCUGGCGGGCGGCAUCCGUGGGUCGGGCGCCAAGGCCGUCUGCUCCAACGAGGUCUUCUGCUACAACCCUCUGACCGACACCUGGAGCCAGGUGCGGCCCAUGCUGCAGGCCCGGGCCCAGCUCAAGCUGGUGGCCCUGGACGGGAUGCUGUACGCCGUCGGCGGCGAGUGCCUGUACAGCAUGGAGCGCUACGACCCCCGCACUGACACCUGGACCUCACGCGCGCCCCUUCCUGCAGGCACCUUCCCCGUGGCACACGAGGCUGUGGCCUGCCGUGGGGACAUCUACGUCACUGGGGGCCACCUCUUCUACCGUUUGCUCAGGUACAGCCCCAGGAAGGAUGCGUGGGACGAGUGCCCCUACAGCGCCAGCCACCGGCGUUCCAGCGACAUGGUGGCGCUGGGGGGCUUCCUGUACCGCUUCGACCUGCUGCGUGGUGUGGGCGCCGCGGUCAUGCGCUACAACACCGUGACGGGCUCCUGGAGCCGAGCCGCCCCCUUGCCCCUGCCGGACCCUGUCCCGCUGCGCUGCGCCGUGCUGGGCAACACCAUCUACUGCCUGAACCACCAGGUCACGGCCACUUUCACGGUCUCCGAGGGAACUGCUCAGUUCCAGGCCAGGGAGCUGCAGCCCUUCCCCCUGGGGAACCAAGGCGUCCUCUGUCCGUUCAUCCUGACUCUACCGCCCCCGGACCGGCUCCAGACUGCCCUCUGAGCCUCUACGGGGCACCAGGCACACCCUGGUGGGGGAGUGAGUGUGGCUGUUGCGCAGGGAAGUGGCUGCUGCUGUCCCUGGGACAGCUUUCGUCUUUGUCUCUGGGGCUAGGGUUACAGUAAGCCUCUUGUUUCCCGGUACAACCCCUCCCCGUGGAGAGCCUGGCUCCCCGCACCUGCGGUCUGGUCGCUGGGAGCCCCUACCACCCCCUUUCUGAUGAGUCCUUGCCCCACCGCCUGGGGGCAUUCACAGACCCGUCCUGGAGGCAGAACACCCCUUCCAGGGGCCCCCAGGGGCCAGGUGCCCCUCUCAAAGCACCAACCAUAUUGCCUGUAAAACUGCCUUAGGGACACUGGUGCUCUUUGAGCGAGGGACCGACGCGUCCACAGGACCAGGACUGGGCUGGCUGAGGAAGGAGAUGGCUGGGAACACAUUCGUGCUUCUCGAGGGCUCCACGCUGGCCAAGGGGCCUGUGUCAGGGUGGGAAGGUGGAGCAGGGAGCAAAGAAGUCCCCAGAAAACAUCCUUGGACUGGGGCUUUCUGCCCAUCCUGGCUUGGCUCGCUCCAGAAACCACUCUUAGCCCUCCUUCAUCUGACUGGUUCUCUGUAUGUGAAACUGCGCUGCUGUCUGCAGCCCCAUAACCCCAGCCCAGACCAGGCCAUGACCUCUCGGGCUCACGUCCCUCUGCAGCCUGUGGGGUCUGUGCCACCUGCUCAGCCCCUCCACUUCCCACCUCACCUCCUACCCUUGAAGGGUGAGACCUGGGCUGGGCCGUAGCUCCGCCCUUUGUUAGCUGUGUGGACUUGGACGAGACAGCUACCUUUGUGUCCUCACCUGUGAAGGGAUGAUGGACGUGUCACUCAGGAGAGCUAUGAGGACACCGGUCACCUAGGGGAGC
This is a messenger RNA of Rhinolophus ferrumequinum (greater horseshoe bat), 2958 nucleotides long. RefSeq names its product kelch domain containing 7B (gene KLHDC7B). Bases 290 to 2059 code for a protein of 589 amino acids. The record is from RefSeq and is a predicted model, not a curated record. Gene Ontology annotation, molecular function: protein binding. NCBI's taxonomy places the organism in Eukaryota, Metazoa, Chordata, Mammalia, Chiroptera, Rhinolophidae. The transcript has a single exon.